CUUGAGGCUUAUGGUAAUGCCAAGACUAUAAGGAACGAUAACUCCUCUCGUUUUGGUAAAUUCAUCAGGAUCCACUUUGGGACCACUGGUAAACUGGCCAAAGCAGAUAUUGAAACUUAUCUGCUAGAAAAGUCAAGGGUAACAUUCCAGCUGUCUGCUGAGAGGAGUUACCACAUCUUCUACCAGCUCAUGACUGGACACAAGCCAGAGCUGCUCGAGGCCCUGCUCAUUACCACCAACCCUUACGACUACCCAAUGAUCAGCCAGGGUGAAAUCACUGUCAAGAGUAUCGAUGAUGUGGAGGAGUUCAUUGCCACAGAUACUGCCAUUGACAUUCUGGGCUUCACUGCUGAUGAGAAAAUCAGCAUCUACAAGCUGACAGGUGCUGUGAUGCAUCAUGGGAGCAUGAAGUUCAAACAGAAGCAGAGAGAGGAGCAGGCCGAACCUGAUGGCAAUGAGGCGGCUGAUAAAAUC
Sinocyclocheilus grahami is the source of this 474-nucleotide messenger RNA. Its product is annotated as myosin heavy chain, fast skeletal muscle-like. Gene Ontology annotation, biological process: actin filament organization. Lineage: Eukaryota; Metazoa; Chordata; Actinopteri; Cypriniformes; Cyprinidae. The record is from RefSeq and is a predicted model, not a curated record. Gene Ontology annotation, molecular function: ATP binding; microfilament motor activity; actin filament binding. The transcript is spliced from 6 exons. The annotation marks the transcript as partial. Gene Ontology annotation, cellular component: membrane; actin cytoskeleton; myosin complex.